AUGAAUAAAUCAUCUGAUGCAAAACCUUAUAGUAAUAAAAUAAAAAAUAAAUUCCAGGCAUUUUUUUACAAAAAUAAAUAUUCUAAUAUCAAAACUGGAAAUAACAAUGUCCAAAAUGGAAAUGAAAAUCUUGGAAAUGAAGCUUCAGAAAAUCGAAAUAAUACUAUUGAAAGUGAAAAUGGAGUAAAUGAUAAUUUUAAUGCUAUUUUUAAUCAAGACAAUAAUAAUUUUUUUUACAAAAAAAAAAAUGCUGUAUCAAACCAAGUAAAUAAUACAAAAAAUAUGGAUAACAAUAAAAAAAUAGGAAAUAACGAUACGAAUAAUUUUGAUGGAAAUACAAAUGUUAUGGGCUAUAACGAUCAAAUAUAUCAUUAUGAUAAAAAAAAAGAAACAAAUAGAGCAAACGAAAUGGCAAAAUAUUGCUUAGAUUUGAAUAAUAAUGAUAACAAACCAACUAUUGAGCAUAUAAACAAUCAACCAAUUAUUCAGGAUAGCAAUCAUAAUAGAGUAGUUGUUUCAAAUACUAGUAAUAAAACUCCAUAUAAUAAUAAUAAUAUAAGCCAUCGAAAUGAAUUAAAAAAUAACCAUUAUGCAGAUUAUUUUAAUUAUAUGCAUGAUUCUACAAAUAAUCAAAAUGGAGCAGAUAAUGGUGAUGCAAAUAGAACUUAUGAAAAUUAUGUCAAUUAUAAUCCAUCCAAAAAUGUUAAUAAAUAUUUUGACAUAAAUGAUAAUUCGGCAUGUGCUAAUAUUUCUGGACAAAAAAAAAUUAACUAUUAUAACACAAUCAAUGAUUCUAUAGAAGCUUCAAAUAGAAAUUUAGUAAAUAGACCUGCUGUUUUAUAUGCAGAUAUUAAUGAAAAAAUAGUUAAUACAAAUAGUGGCGAAAAUAAUUCAAAUAACCAUCAUAAAAAUUUGCAAACUAAUGAUAAAAAGAAUGGAAUGUUACAUAUUGUAAAUGACAAUGUUAGACAAAAUAAUGAUCAAACAAAUGGAAAUAGAUGCCUUAAUAGUCAUUUAAAUAAUCGAAGAAAUAAAAAUGGAAUUAAUGGAAAUGUUCAUGAAAAUUAUCGCCACAAUGAAAUUGAAUGUAAUUUAGAUAAUAUGAAUAAUAUUGAUGACGAUACUUUAAAUCCACCAAAUGGAAGGGGAAUUCAUAAUGAAUCAAAUAAUAACACACAUUCCCAUGGAAAUAACAUGCAUAAUAAUCGAAGUAUAAGUAUAUGUAGUAGUAGCCAUAACAGUAUAUAUAAUGUGAACAAUAUAACUAAUAACAAUACAUAUAAAACAAAUGAUUUGGUUAAAAAUCAUUUAUCAAAAGAAGAUGAAAAUAAUAGAAGAAAAAAUACUAGUUCGUAUAAUAUAGAAAAUGUAAAUAAUAGUAAAGUUUUAAAUAAUCAGAAUGGAAAUGCAUAUAACAUUGCAUAUAUGUUUAUAUAUCAAUACUAUUAUGUGUUACAUACUAAGAAAGAAAUGAUGUAUAAUUUUUAUUCAGAAAAUGCAAUACUUUUAUUAAGUUAUAAUAAUAAAAAUAUUGAAGAAGAAGUAGAAGAUGCGUCACGAAAUGGUAAACAAAAUAAUAAGCAAAAUAUAAAAGCUGAUAAUAAUACAUUUUUUAAAUUAGAUGAUAUAAAUAUUGAGGGAAGUCAAAAAAAUGAAAAUAUGAUAAAAUUAAAAAAUAGGCAAAUGAUAUCAGAGUAUUACAAAUAUAUAGACGUAAAUGAAUGUAUUGUUCACAUACAAUCGAUUGAAGUUAUUAAUUUACAUGAUGAAAUAUAUAUGUAUAUUUAUGGUAAAAUUAACAAAAGUAAAACUUCAAAGGUUUAUCAUUUUUUUGUACAAAAUAUUCAUUUACACAAAUAUAAUGCUUAUCAAUAUUAUGUAGAUGUAGAUUUUAUACACUAUUACAAUACAUAUGUAUAUGCAUUUGAUGGCGAUUUUAUUGAAUGGAAUACUGACUCUCAAAUAGCAACUUAUAAUGAAAUAAAUAACGAAGAAAAAGAAAAAAAAACAAAAGGAAUACAUAAUGUAAAUGGAACUCCUCUUAUUAUCUCUAAAGACGAUUCUUUAAAUAAUCAGAAUAGACAAAAUUAUAAUAAAGGAAAUAAAGAUCCACUAUUAUUUCAAGGAAUUGAAAAAAAUGAGCAAAACAAAGAAUAUGGUUCAGAGAAUUUUUACGAAAAUUGUGAAGAAGAUGCAGAAAACAAUAAUAAUAGUAGUGCUAGUAGCAAUAAUGAUUUUUAUAUGAAUAAAUUAACUAAUGAAAAAAAAAAAAAAAAAAAAAAAAAAAAAAAAAUAACCCAAGAUAAUGAAAUUAUUGGAGAUAACAUAACAUCUAUAGGAGAUGAACAAAAAAAAUUAUUUACUGAAAAUAAUAUUAAUAAAAAUAUUGAAAAAGGAGAGAAAAAAAAUAGUAAUAAUACUUGUCUUGUCACAGUACAACAACAAAAUGGUGAUGAUAUUUUGUUAACAAAUGAAACGAAAUACGCAAGCAAUCAAUGCCUAACUAAUACAAAAGAUAAAAACAAUAUUAAUGGAAAGCUGAGGAGUUAUAGUAGUGAAAUAGGACAAGAACAUGACGGGAAAAUGGGCACAAAACACAUGAACAAUCCUAAUUCUAUAGUUGGAGGAAAUAAAUUAGAAAAUAAUAAAAAAUCUCAAAAAAACGAACAGAAAGUAUGGAAUGUAGAAAAAUGUGUUGAUAAAUUUCCGAAAAUGGAAAACAUUUUAAAAGAAGAAGAAAAAAAAAAAAAUGAAAAAAAAAAAGGAAAAAAUAAUAAAGUUGAUCCAAAUAGUUGGGUAUUCAGAGUUAUGAAAAAUAAUCAACCAGAUCCAACACCCAAUAACAAUGAAUUAAACGAAAAAUCAGUGAAUAAUAACAAUAAUAAUAAUAAAGAAAACGAAGCUGGAAAAAUGAAAGGAAAAAAAAACCCAGAAAAUAAUAAAAAUAUUGAAUAUAAUAAUAAUAUUGUAACUGAUAAUAAUGAAAGUGAUGGAAACAUAUCUGCUAGCGAUGAAGACGAAAAGGAUACAAAUGAAGAAAUAAAUGUAGUUGAUAAAAAAAUAAUAAUUCAUAAUAUUCACAAAAAUAUGGAUAAAAAAAAAAUAAACGAUUGUAUUAUAGAUAGAUUGAAAAACUAUAAUGAUGGGCAUGCUGUACAAAUAGAUAUAUAUCAAAGAUCAGCAAAAAAAAUAUUCCCUAAUACAUAUAAUUAUCAAAAUAACUAUGAUAAAUUUUCAGAGUAUUUUUAUGCCAUAGCUGAGUUAGAUUGUAGACAAAGUCAACAAAUUUUACUAGAUGUGGGGUUAUAUUGUAAUGGGAUCAAAUUAAAUAUCGAACAUUUUAGAGAGAAAAAAAAAACAGAUAUAAAAAAAUUCAAUAAAAAGUUUAACACUUUUAAUAAUAAUAUAAUAGAUUUAAACAAAGGAAAAGAUUACAAAUUUAAAGGUAUGCAUUAUCGAGGAACAAUGCCAACUCCUAUAACAAAGCCUACUCCUUUUAAAGGAAAACGAGAAAAUAUUUUUGUAAAAUAA
Plasmodium berghei ANKA is the source of this 3531-nucleotide messenger RNA. Its product is annotated as conserved Plasmodium protein, unknown function. Lineage: Eukaryota; Apicomplexa; Aconoidasida; Haemosporida; Plasmodiidae. The record is from RefSeq and is a predicted model, not a curated record. The transcript has a single exon. The coding region runs from base 1 to 3531 and encodes 1176 amino acids.